Messenger RNA from Chaetura pelagica (chimney swift), 2235 nucleotides. It is a transcript of the gene LRIF1, whose product is annotated as ligand dependent nuclear receptor interacting factor 1. The transcript is spliced from 4 exons. NCBI's taxonomy places the organism in Eukaryota, Metazoa, Chordata, Aves, Apodiformes, Apodidae. The record is from RefSeq and is a predicted model, not a curated record. Gene Ontology annotation, molecular function: nuclear retinoic acid receptor binding. Gene Ontology annotation, biological process: regulation of DNA-templated transcription.
GGCUCUAUGUACUGAGUCGUUCAGACCACGGGACCAGAUGGAAAAAACCUUCUGAGAUUACUUCCCAUUUCUAAAUCUUCUGGAAGUUUUGUGCCAAUAGUUCAGUCUUCAGUCAUGCCAAAUCAUUCUAAAGCCAAUAUUUCUAAUCCAGUCCAUCUUACUUUUAAGACCCAACUUGCCAAUACUACUGCACCUUCAUCUGUUAAGAUACCUGUUUUCCAGUCUCCUAAUCCUGGAAAGAUUCUUCUUACAAGGACAUUAGACAAACAGGAAGGUGGUAGGGCAGGUUCUGAAAAAGAAAGGUUAAGUCCCAAAUCUGGUGCUGCCAUCCAGAGCAGUUGUGUGUUAGUUGAUAGACUCUCAGUGCAGAACAUGGCUGUCACCAGCUCAUCUAACCAGGGUAAGACUGCCUGCAUGUUGGCCAACACAAAAACUCUUCCAGUUAAUGUGAAGCCUUCAGUACUGCCCUCUGGCCACCACCUCCAGAUCCCAGAUGAUGCAGAAGUGAAAUUUGUCCCAGCUUCUUUCUUACCAUCUGCAAUACAGCAAAAAAUCCUUGCAGCUGCAGCAACAAAUGUGUCUGGAGGAGCUGACAGUACCAAAAUGCCAACAGUCAUUUGUGUGACACCAGUGAACACAGUGAAAACUGCCAUUCCCAAGCAUUUGCUACCCACUUGCCCCAAACCUGCCCCAGAAGCUUCCAAAUCAGUCAUAAUGACAGCUGCACAAAAGGGAAAUGGUUCUUCUCCUGAGACAGUAACACCUGAUGGUCAGCAGUGCCAGCAAACCCCCAUGAAAUGGAUUGUGCAAGAAAGUCCACAGUCACCAGCAGCUCGUCUUAUUCCAGUCAGGUCAUCCAGUAACAUGGCUACCAAGAUCCUGAAAAUGUUGUCUGAGAUGAAGAACAUAGAAAUUAACUCUCCAAAUAUCUUAUCCCUCUGUUCUGGUGGCCCUGGUGGAAACCAAACCAAAAUCACACCAAUUAAAGACAACGCUCUGGUCAUGUACAACGGGAGAGUCUUUUUGUUGACCAGAAGAGGUUCUGAUAUUCUGUCAGGCCAAGUUGACAAACAAGCAUCUUCCUCUUCUGAUGCUUUAAUUAAAAAGGAGACAUCCAAGCUAAUUGAUUCUUCUGCAGUCAAAAAAAUAACCAAUAAAGUAGUGAAUUUGUUGUCAAAAAACAAAGGAAUGGUGCUGCCUGAGAAAGAUCCAAAGCCAGUUACAAACUCCAAAAAUUCUCCACCAACUGGCUUCAGAAAUGACUUAAAACCUGCAGCCCUGCUGACCCCAAGUGCUAAUCAGCAGAAUUCCACAGUAAACCAGAGCAAGAGUUUGCCCCUCAGCGAGAGCAUUUCAAGUGGAAUGAUUCCAGCAGUAGGGAAGCAGGAACAUCCCUCCCCAAAUGGCAAAGAAAAGAGUCAUUCCCCCAAAGCAGCAAGUGCUGUUUUCCCUCAGUUUAAGCAAGAUUGUUCUUUCAGUGAAGACUGGCAAAAGAUCCAGUGUGAAAAGAUGCAUUCUCCGGGAAAGCUUAUUCCAAACAAAGAGCAAGAGAAGCCACAUUGGAAACAAUACUUGGAAUUAAGGAAAAGAUUUGGUCUCUUUAAAGAGGAGAGAGUGUACCUUAAGAGGAUACCAUUAAGGACCUCCUGUGAGAAACCAGAAGAAAGGGUUUGUUCCAGUAACGGCUUGAAAAGGAGAAAUGAUUCUUGGAGUUCAUCGUCGUUAGAUGUGGAAAUAAAUCAACUUCAGGAAUGUGUGAAAGAGGAAAAGGUAAUUGUGAAGCUGGAAGAGGAUUUGACUAAGAAGAGGAAAAUAAAAUCUUCACCCCAGUCAGACAGUGGAAAAAGGAGAAGAACAUCAGUCAAAUCAACCACAAGUCCAAGUCCAGAAAACACCAGCUCGAGUUCCAGCCUGCACAGAGAUGUUUCACCCUCCCCAGUCUUCCCACAGCAAAGCACUUCCACAGACUUUGCUCCAUCAUCACUGGGAAGGGACUUUCAGGAUGACCCACACCCUCAAUACAGCCACGUUACAGACUCUAGUUUCCCAGUUUUGGUGUCUUGUGAAGGUGACACUUCAGUUCUGGAAGGUUCUUUCCGAGAUGAUACAUUCCCUUGGACUCCUCCAGACUUGGAUGAAACGAUUCGGGAUGAAAAAAUCAAACGACUUAAGCAGCUUUUAAGGGAAAGAGAAGCAGCUCUUGAAGAGAUGAGGAGAAAAAUGCAGCAGAGCUGA